AUGGUUGGUUAUAUGCUGUCAAGAAGGGAUAGCAAGCAAAUUCUGUCCCCCCAAUCAUCCUGCAAAUAUGGCAAUUUGAGGAUCAUAGGAAGAGGAAAUUUUGGUGAUGUUUACCGAGCUACUAAUUUGACGGCCAGAAAGAUUGAGUUUGUGGCAAUCAAAGUGAUUAAUAUGGAUGACUCUGGUGAUGAUAUAAAGCAAACAGUUAGGGAGAUUCAAUUUUUAAACAAGUUGAGACAUGCAAAUGUUGUUAAGUACUAUGAAAGUUUCACACAUGGAGUCAAUGUGUUUAUUGUUAUGGAGUAUUGUGGCGGUGGUUCAUGCUCGGACUUGAUCAAGUUUCAAAAGAAGAUUCCCGAGAACGUUGUGGGAUAUAUUAUAAAGAAGGUGUUGAUAGGAUUGUCAUAUUUACAUGGAGAACACAAGGUCCAUCGUGAUAUCAAAGCAGCUAACAUUUUGCUCACAGACGAUGGUCAGGUGAAAAUUGGAGAUUUUGGUGUUAGCACGGAAAUCACGUUGUCCAAGAAAAAGAGAAACACUUUUGUUGGUACUCCGUUUUGGAUGGCGCCAGAAGUGAUUACAAGAGGCGGAUCAAGAAGAGGAGUCAAGAAGGAUGACGGAUACGACUACAAAGCCGAUAUAUGGUCAACAGGAAUCACUGUUAUUGAGUUGGUUACCGGUGCGCCACCAUUGGCGGAAUAUGACCCAAUGAAGGUGUUGUUUGAUAUUCCCAAGAAGAAACCGCCACAAUUAAAGGGCCAUUACAGUGAUAACAUUAAAGAAUUUGUUAAUUUGUGUGUCACCUCAAACCCUGAACAAAGACCAAAUUGUGCUACGCUUUUACAACAUGGUUUUAUAACUCAACUACAAGGGAAUAUAAGACAAGAGUUGAUGAGAAUGAUCAUCAAGAAAAAUGCAUACAUUAAACAGAAACCUUAUUCAAAUUCUCGACACAAGCUAAAUUGUGAUUUGAUUGAAAACAUUGAUCACGAAGUUUCUGAAAUUGAAGUUAAACCUGAAAUAGAGUGGGAAUUCACUCAAACACUACAGAUGCAGCUAAACAAUAUGACCCCAGACUCAUCAAAGGUUGCGGAGACUGAAAGUGGAUCAGUUGAAGUUACAGGUGACGAUAGCGUGUACUCGAAUGUGAUAUCUUUGAAUGUGAUCAAUUCAGAAGUAAUUACUCCCCAGCAAACGGAAAAAGGCGCGAUAUUGUUUCAUAGCUUGCAUCAUGUCCUUGCAAGGGGCAGAGAUGAAGAAACCCGACGCGGGGUUGAACGAGUUAUUAAUGCAAUGAACCAUUUUGAAUUGAAGCAUCCUGGAUUGAGUAACGCCUUGGUUGAAGAGAUUGAGCGUGCGCUUAGGAAAUGA
Lodderomyces orthopsilosis Co 90-125 is the source of this 1371-nucleotide messenger RNA. Its product is annotated as putative serine/threonine protein kinase. Lineage: Eukaryota; Fungi; Ascomycota; Pichiomycetes; Serinales; Debaryomycetaceae. Gene Ontology annotation, molecular function: ATP binding; protein kinase activity. The transcript has a single exon. Bases 1 to 1371 code for a protein of 456 amino acids. The record is from RefSeq and is a predicted model, not a curated record. Gene Ontology annotation, biological process: protein phosphorylation.